GACUGUGCCAAUACUGGUGGGAGUUGGUGUAGUUGCUGUGACAGCAAUACUGGCCAAAAUUUUCCUUCCUGGUUUAUUUGGCUCUAAGAAGAAAAGUGUGCUUAUUACAUUGAAGGACGCAACAGUAAAAUACCCACUGAAACUGAUUGAUAAAGAGGUAAUUUUUGUUUUAAAGUUAAGUUACAACUUGACAUAUAUAUUUUCUUACUAAGUACCAUCAGGGCUUUUUUUUGCCGUAGAACUCGCCAGGACAGCAAAAAAAACAGUCAUACAGGCCCCAGAUUUUCCAAGUAACUUUUGACAAUUUUAUGUUUGGUUCUCAUGCACUUGAAUCCUUACCCUAGUUACACCACUAACCCUAGCUAUGCCACUGCAUGUGAACGGUAAAUACUUUCUGUAAAAUACUUCGGUAAAAUUGAAAAAAAUUAAUAACUAAAUCUGCUAACAAAAAGGCCAGAAUAUUAUCAGACACAAGGACAGAACACUCAAAAACAAAACAAUAAUUAUUUUUUUUAAAUUUAAAGGGCCAUCCACAAAUGACAACCUGCUAUUUUAGAAGGGGGGGGGGGGGGGGGGGGGGUUCCCCCCAACAUCACAACUUUGUCCAAUAAUUUAGACCCCAUCAUAAUAGUUCAAAAAAUCUUAACACCGUCCCCCCCACCACCACACACACACACCCCUGAUUGACAUUAUGGAUGACCCCAAUAUGAGUACCCGGCAACUUUUUUGUUAUGCAAAAAAGUACUGACUACCAGUAAUUUAAUAUUUAAUGGACUCAGGAAAUAAAAUGAGAAAUAUACAAUUUUGUGUUAAUAGUGUAAUACCUUUCAAAUUUGUUUUCUAUUUAAAGUGUCUAUAGCAAAGAGGAGCUAAUAUUUUUAAAAUGUACCAUAUGUUACAACCAGAGACUUGCAAUGCAUGUGGGGAUAAUGAAAAUUGGAAAGCAUGAUAUUGUUUUUCUUGUGAAUUUUAUAAACCCUUUUGUAACUGGACAUAUUUUUUGGGGACAAAAUAAUGACAAGGACAAUUUAUCACAGAUUAAGGAUUUAUACAUAUUGAUUUUAUUUAAGCAUAAACUGCUGUUACCACCAGUUAAAACCCUCAUUGCCAGUUUUGUAAUUUCUUUAUCUCAGCUGAGUUUUUAGUGUGUAAAAAAAUAAAAUUACCUUUUUUUUUCUCAAUCCCAUCUUGUUGUAAAAAGAAUAUCAGCCAUGACACAAGAAAGUUUAGAUUUGCACUUCCCACACCAGAUCAUAUCCUUGGACUGCCCAUCGGUAGGACUAAAUUUUGUUCAAAGUAUUUAUUAUUUUAAAAAUUUUGUAUUGUUCAAAAAUGAGUGAAAGUUUUUGUUUACUGAAACUAUUUUAAUAUCUUUAAGAUCAGUUUCCUUCGAAGCAAAAGAUUUUUCAUAAGAAAUAAAUAAAAUUUGGAUAAUAUUUUUUCAGGCCAGCAUAUAUACUUGACUGCACGCAUUGAUGGUCAGUUAGUAAUUCGACCAUACACGCCAGUCUCUAGUGAUGAUGAUAAAGGUUUUAUGGACCUUGUGGUUAAGGUAUUGUAAUGUAAAAUGUAAUUCCUGUAAUAGCUCUUCUUUUAUGGAUUUUAUUUCAACUAUAAAAAUAUCAUUGCAGCCAAAUCUGCACUUUUAAGCAUUAUUAGUCACCAAUAUUACAAAACAUAAUGUAUCCCCAAACAUAAUGUGUGGGGACACCAUUUUGAGAUUGUCCAAUUAUUAAUGACUGUGAAUUUUCUUCGAACACAAAAAGGAAUUUAUGGAGGCCUUGUUAGCUUAAUUCUCUGGGAGUUAUUUUGGUGCUCUGUUGGUUACUUUCUUAGUGUAUCAACUAAGUUUAACAGGAUUCUAUUCACAGGUUUACUUCAAGAAUGUUCAUCCAAAG
Messenger RNA from Lymnaea stagnalis (great pond snail), 1898 nucleotides. The record is from the annotation of a GenBank genome assembly. NCBI's taxonomy places the organism in Eukaryota, Metazoa, Mollusca, Gastropoda, Lymnaeidae.